Molecule: messenger RNA, 688 nt
Organism: Drosophila eugracilis
Lineage: Eukaryota; Metazoa; Arthropoda; Insecta; Diptera; Drosophilidae
Exons: 1
Coding region: 141-623 (160 amino acids)
Source: RefSeq, a predicted model, not a curated record
GACUUUUUCUAUUUUCAAAGACCAGCUGAAAGUAGGAGGCUUUGAGUAAGACUUCAUUCUGAUGUCAACAAAAUCUCUCACAAUUUAGCAAUUUGUAAGACAAAUAUUUCCAAAUUCAAUAAAACCGUUUCCUUUUUGCAAUGGCCGAUAAUUGGAAAACUCAGCAAGUCCAGGAACUGCAGGCGAAUUCCUUGAUGGAGUCCCAGGAGCUGUCCAUACCCGAUAGCAAGUCCUCCGAGAUGGACUUCCCCGCCGAUUUGGUGAUCAAUGAUAUAUUAUCCGAGUCCAUCAAAUCCGAAGAUUCCAUUGUCAAGCAGCCAUCCCCUCACAUCUCCUUCCGAGCUCUGGCCCGUCUGGUUUUGACACUCAAAGGAAGUCCCAAGAAGGAACCAACACAUCAAUCGGAGAACAUUGAUUACUGGCGUAACCUUGCCGAAUCUCGUGGCGAGGCUAAUAAACGUUUUCAGCGGGUCAUUGAAAUCCAACAGAAGAGGAUCGAUACCCUAGAGAAUGAUCUGCGUAACCUGAUCACCAUGGCCCGCGAGACCCAAAAACUGCUGGCCGAGAUCGGAGUCGAGAAGAGGGCCAGCCAAGAACUUGGCCAAGGCGAGACUGCCAACUAGAUUUUCCACGAUUUCUACUUUCGAACAUUCUUUAGAAGCUUUAAUAAACCAAUAGUUCAUGUUUA